Messenger RNA from Salmo salar (Atlantic salmon), 717 nucleotides. RefSeq names its product large ribosomal subunit protein eL22. The record is from RefSeq and is a predicted model, not a curated record. Gene Ontology annotation, biological process: cytoplasmic translation. Gene Ontology annotation, molecular function: structural constituent of ribosome; RNA binding. NCBI's taxonomy places the organism in Eukaryota, Metazoa, Chordata, Actinopteri, Salmoniformes, Salmonidae. Gene Ontology annotation, cellular component: ribosome.
GAUUUAGAGGAUACCUGUAGCCUACAUAUGCCUGUUGAAGUUAUACUAAUUGUCAAUAAUAAUUGUGGAAUUGGACUACCCUCAAAAUGGUCUGUAGCCAAAGUGUAGAAGAAUUAUUCAACUUGUUUUGCCCAAAUACUUAUACCUCAAACUGGGCAUAGAAUAUCUCCUGGAUGAAUCUAUCACAGAUUCAUGGAUUUCAUCGAUUUAUGUAGACCGGAUAUAGGACUUAGCAAACUCUGCCUCUUCCUUUCUGGACAAGAAUCGCCGGCCAACAUGGCUCCGAUUAAGAAGCAGGUCGUCAAAAAGACCAAGACGGGUGGCAAGAAGAAGAAGCAGGCCCUGAAGUUCACCCUGGACUGCACUCACCCAGUGGAGGAUGGCAUCAUGGAUGCUGCCAACUUUGAACAGUUCCUGCAGGAGCGCAUCAAGGUCAACGGUAAAGCUGGGAACCUAGGUGGUGGCGUGGUGUCCAUUGAAAGGAGCAAGAGCAAAAUCUCUGUGAAUUCUGAGGUGCCAUUCUCCAAAAGGUACUUGAAAUACCUGACCAAGAAGUACCUGAAGAAGAACAACCUGAGGGACUGGCUGCGUGUGGUGGCCAACACCAAGGAGAGUUAUGAACUGCGAUACUUCCAGAUCAACCAGGAUGAGGAAGAGGAGGAGGACGAAGAUUAAAUCCAUGCUUUCUUUUGUCAAUAAAAUGUUUAAAGAACAAAA